UUGGCCAGUUUGGGCUCAGUCCUUUGCAGGCAACUGUGACCCAAGUACUUACAAUAAAAACCUGACUAAAUGCUUUGAUCCCAAGCUUUGCUAGUAGCAACAGGCUAAUAAUCUGAUGGGAACAGACCAACAGAGAUGCAGCAACUUCAAGCGUUUAUCCUUAUCUCCAGACACAGGCUUCAAACUGAGCUUUAAGAAACUGAAAUUACAUCUUUGAAAUUGAAACAUUUGUUUUGUUGUUGUAAGAUCUACAGAAUAUAUUAAAAACAAAUUAUUAACUUGACAGAGAAACCUUAAGUGCAAAGAACUGGCCCUAGGGCUGGGCGAUAUGGUAAAAAGUUUAUCACAAUAUAUUUUUUUCUUAUCAGUCGAACUCAUGAUAUAUAUCAUGAUAUAAAAGUAAAACUUAACAGUGCUUAUUGGUCACAUGUCUUUUGCAAUACAAUAAGCAUCUGCAUCUGUGAGGUCUUUGUGUCUCUUCGACGUUUUGUCGUAAGGCUACAGAAAGCGUUGGCUGUUUCGGCUGCACAGGCGCCAUGGGCUCUGCUCAGGGUUUGUAACCUUUUGCAUUUUGCGUGUGCUCUGCCGCGUGGCUCUGCUUCAGGUGGUGAAAAAGAUUUGAGGUAUUCCCUGACUUUGCAAGAACAUGUACUCUACAUAAAUUGCAAUGCACAUUACUCUGCUUCAUGUCCAACCUUAACCUCCACACCACUGUUUUCGUGCCAGUGUUGUCGACAAUGUCAUCAUCUGUUGAGCCUUAAGGGUGUUACACACUGGGGCCGACACGAAUAUAGAACAUGAAAUCACGAAAUAAUCGGAGGCGAAUUUUAACGCACCUGACUAUACACAUCAAGCCCGACGCAGUUUUGCGACUUUCCGGGGGGAAAAGACGCAUCUCAACAUGAAGCGGAUCCGGAGCAACUCCUCUUUUCAUUGGCUAUUCGUAUAGUCUACCAAAACAUGGCAAAAUGCUGACCAUCGAAAAGCAUAUUGACCACGUUAAGGAAAUUAAUUUUCGAUAUAUAUUGUUAUCAUUCUAACACCCAGCCCUAACUGGCACUAUACCUUUUUAAAUUGAUUUUUAUUGACAGAUAUAUACUAUUCCUCUUUUUGGCCUAAUUCUGAUAAUUUUGCUUUGUGGUUGUUGGCUCGAUUAGGUGUACAUCCAUCCAUCAUAUUUUAUGUGUGUUGUUGUGAAUAAUUUUCCUUCUUAAGCUGCGGAACAGUAGUAUGCUAAAAAUAUGUACAUUACUUAGGCUACAGUGUUGAAAACUCUACUCUUGCAGUAGGGGCCCAUACAUUCUUGAAGCAACAAAUGGUCAAGAUUUUAAUAUUUUUUUUUCUCGGUAUGUAUGUGAACUACAUGUGUCUUUCAGAGGCUAGCCACGCAUUUGCAUUUGAGGUUCAUGCAUUGGAAUUCACAGAGCAUACCCCUCUUCUGCUUUAAAAAGUUUUCAGUUGAAUCAUUCUUUUAUUGUCUAUUAUCGUUGCAUAUUCACUUGGGUCUUGACAACGCAUGUUCAGCCUUAACUCCGCUCACACGGGAUGUCUUCUACACUUAAACAAUCGCACCACAUAGCCAGUGCCCCACGUGUCCCGUGGCUUUUGCACAAAAACAUCACGAGUGGUAGCUGCAGCUGUGGUUGCUACAAAUACAGCACAUGGUAGCGCUUGGUAGCUGCGUGUAGAGACGAACAUCUCCGGACCCCGAGCUCCAGCUUGAUGAAAGAUCAUUUAGUCGUUCACACUGUUGAACUUUUUCAUCAGCAGUUUUAAACACCUCGAACUCGGAAGUCAAGCCUGAGAGUGAGCCUUAUCGUGAGCCUUUGAGGAGCUUUAAAAACUCGUCCAACUCUGCAGCAGCGACUCUGAAGCUAGCAUGUCGACAGGCACAAAAGAGGUUAAAAGCUGCCCCAUCCCCACCAGGGUGCUCACCCUGAAGGACUGGUCCCAGCUUCCCGACUGUUACAGCCAGACACCCGGGGGUACCCUCUUCUCCACCACUCCUGGAGGUAAGAGAUGUUUACACGCUUUGCUUUUGCCCCCCAUCUUUCUCUAUAUAUCUAUUACUUUGUGACAGACUAAUCCACCUUCUCUGAUAAAGUUGUUGAAACCACAGACUUCUGUUGAAAAAGUUCGUAAACUUGACUUGUUGCAGCUGUGAAGUUUUCUGCAUACGUGCAAACACUCAGAGCUCAAAUAAGCUCUCGCGAGAAGUUGCAAACAAUACAAAACGUGUAAAACUACUAAUGUAGCCUGCGGUAAACACCACGGUGAAACAGUGCAUCGAGAAACUGAGAGUUUGCAGGCUAUAAUAGUCACUGUAAAUGGGUUAAGAUCAAAAUGAGGUAAACUUAGGGAGCUGGUUUGUUGCUCACAUUCAGGGAGGGACAGUUGGCUGAUCCCAACCCGUCCCUUUACUGUCAACAAGUUUUCUUUGGCUUGUUUUUGUGGCAAGCGAACAAUGUUGUUGAACCAAAACAAUUUACUUUGAAAAACAGAGCUCUUGUAAACCAUAUGGAAAUGUAUUUUAAUUCAAAAUAGAGUGUACUCGAAAUGAUAAGCAACAUGUGAUAAUACUGCUGUUUAUGCACUGAUAUUAUUGUCAAGACAACAGGAACAGUGACAGAUUUUUUCAGUGUAACACAGACUGGAUUUUCAUCUUGAUAGACAUGUAUGAAGCGGAAAGGAAACAUUACUGUUCAAACAUGCAUAGAGGUCUGAGCACGCUUUCACCUGAGUUAGCAUCAGACACACUGUCAUCUGAAGACAACAACUAGUCAACAUGCGUACUCGUGACUUGUGAUUUGAAGAGGGUGUACGUGUCCAGAACAGCAGAGUGAUUGGCCUUUACAGUGGUGGAGGGGUUGAAGGCUGUCCUAUCCCGGUAGCUCUCUGCUUUGCAUUUCAAUAUCAGCAGGGAACAUUCUGUACAAGUUAAAAGGAGGUGGGAGAGGAAAUGUCUAAUGCACAGAGAGUAUGAACAGUACUUUUUUUUUUUUUUUUCAACUAGACUGCUCUGGUAAACACAGCAGUUGUAGGAAGUUGCGACAUAGUUUUAACUUGUCUUCUGCAAAGUCUGCAUCACAUCUUGACCUCCCUUGCACAUGCCUUGUGUAAUUGGACCAACCUUUCUUAUUUUACAUAAACUGCUUUAAACUCAAGUGCUGCUUGCAUUGCAAUGCAAUGUCUACGCUUAAGCUUAAGUUGUAACCCUCUUUUCUUGCCCCAACUUUUUUUCGCUCUACUUGACUCUCUUUUGCCCAGGCUCACCUCUUACAUAUUACAUAACAUGUUUUUCCUGCAAGGGAGGUUAAAGAGAUACUGUAUAUAACAGUUCAAAAUCCAACCCAGAAGCACAGAGCACUCCUUGACUCAGUCACGUCCUGGUCAGACUUAUUACGACACGCUAUUUAUGACCCUGUUUUUGCUGGGGCUUGGCUUAAGUCCAAAUGGUUGCCCACGUGAGACAUUACAAGUAGGUUCGAGAGGCUACAAGUUGCAGAGUUUCUGCAGAGUUUUGUAAUAUCCUCAGUGUCAUCUUUGGAGAGCUUCUCCUGCCUGUUGCAUCUGCAGUAAAUGGCCCAACUUUUACUCUGUCAAAGAAAAAAACAUGUGUCUUUAAUCCCAAGGCCCCAGGCUUCAAAGAGGGAAUGUUUUGUGCUCUGAUUUCCAAGAACUCACUGCAGAGGUAGCCCCCGAUCCUCCCUUCUGUGCAAAUGCAGAACCUCCCCUUCCCCUCUCAAAUUCCCUCUCAUAGAGAGCAAAUGUAAUUCACUCCUGAGAGCGAAAAUUUCAUAGAAUCAAAUGUUAUUCAGAAAUAACCUCCACUAUCAUUCGAUCCUGUGGUAUUUCAGCAUCUAGUCUUCUGUUCUUGUCUUUUGAGCGUGUACUUAACAUCCUUUCCAGAUGUGAGAUUUAUGUUUGUGCACUGUAGUUCAAGAUCAUAAUUUCUAAGUGUUUUUUUCCCUCCAUAGGUACUCGCAUCAUCUACGACAGAAAAUUUUUGUUGGAUUGUAGAAACUCCCCGCUUGCCCGAACCCCGCCAUGCUGUCUGCCCCAAAUCCCAGGGGUAACAAUACCGGCGACCCACCCUAUGGGGAAACUGCAGGAUCUGAAAGAGGAGGCGGAAGAGGAUGAGAAGGAUCUUGCAGGUAAACAUCCCUCUGUAUAGUUAUAUUUGCACUGAGCUUGACUAGCUUCAUAAAGUGAAGUCUCUUCACUGGUAAACAAUCAUUCACUGGCUAGUGUGCUGAAACAUGAGGCUGUUUGUAUCCUUAAAUGCCACAUCUAUGCUGCUGUCUACCAUGUGGAUCACAUUUUGAUUUAAUGAAACCACAACUAUAAUUAAUAUGACAUUUUGCCUUAUGCCAACUGAACCUUAUACUGCUUCAUAAGUGUAAAUCAUGUGAUAAUGGGGCAGAUAGGUGCAGCUUGUGUCCCUGUAGUGCCACGUCUAUAGUUUGGGAGUGUAGCAGUGCUUUGUUCUGGACUGGGACAGGACUAGCUACUCACACAUUUUCAACAUGUCUAAGUUAAGCCCUUCAGAGGCUGUGCCUUCAUAGGCAGAGCCAGACAUGCAAAACUAGGCCAAUGGCUUACUACUCAACGGCCACUACAGAUUUUCAAACAAUAUGAUCCUGUCCAUCUCUUAGCUCCAGACUAAUGGAGCUCAGUGGAUUGACUUGUUGGGGCGAGGACUUAAAAUUGACAGGCGUUCUUGUUUAAUUGUGAUCUGACCAAACAGUUUUUUACUCAUAGCAAGUUAAAACUGCUGUUUAGUAUCACACAGGUACUUUUAACCAUCAAUCUGCCCCCCUCCACUCCUCCUGUCAAACAAAAGACCACAGGGAUUAGAGUUGACCCCCUUUUUCCCCUUGGUCUCCGUUGUCUGAAUCGGUAAAUACAGAGGACACUUUACAGGAUACGGGUUUAGCAGCAGUCCCCCUUUCAGGCAAGUGUUUUGUUUGUAUUUUCUUGCCAGUUGUCAGUGUAAGAUAAGGUCUGUACACUUGUCGUCAUUGCUGCAGACAGUUAAGGUGUGGUUGUGCUUGUGGUGCAAACACAUAUGAUAACCAACAGCUGAUUGUUUUAUAUCUCCUCCUAAACUUUAACUGUUUCUGCUCUCUCUCUCUUUUAUCUCUUCAGAUGACAACCAGUUUGAGAUGGACAUCUGAGCUCCAGUAAUACCUCCUAUGGAGAGUUAUUUGUUAAAACAACUCCAAGGUCAUUAAUGACUGUAAUGCAUUACAUAUAAAGCUUUUUUUCUUUUCUUUUUUUUUCAUAAAAGCUUUUGCAAGGAACCAAAAGAAUGGAACUGGGGUGUUUUUGACCCUGGGUAAGUGUGUAAAGCACAUAAAAGUUGUAAUAUGGUUUGACUGGUUGCUCACUCAUCUGGGAGCUGAGGCAGGAUUGAAAAAAAAAGAUCUGUUUUGAUUUAACUUUUUUAUCUUUUGUAAAUAAGAAAAUUGUACCAUGUAGCCUAUUUUUUAAGUUUGGGAAUAUAUAUGAUUACAUUACAACAUGUAGAGUUUUUCCACUGCAGGAGUCAGUUGUUUUGUCGUUUUUUUCCCCCAAAAGGGGAUGGCUUAUUUUGUUUGUUUUAGGCAAACAAGUUCCUCCUAAUACUGGGAGAUGGGGCCUACUGAAAAUCAGCACCUGCUCUGUUUGUGUCUGGAGAGAGAUGAAACGUGAAUAAUUGGAAAUAAAGUCUGUUUGAACUGUCUGCAAAUA
Messenger RNA from Xyrichtys novacula (pearly razorfish), 5733 nucleotides. NCBI's taxonomy places the organism in Eukaryota, Metazoa, Chordata, Actinopteri, Labriformes, Labridae. The record is from the annotation of a GenBank genome assembly.